AUGUCAAAAGAUUCUACAGAUACUAGUUCACAUUUAAUUGGUGGACUUUUAGCGGGGCUGGCCACAGUAGUUGUGCUACAACCCUUCGAUUUGCUGAAAACUCGCGUGCAGCAGAAUCAACAUGCAACUCUUACGGAAACAGUUAAAGGCCUCAAUUCAAUUUUUGAAUUGUGGAGAGGUACAGUGCCAUCAGGGUUUAGAACCUCUCUAGGUAGUGCGAUGUAUGUUACGACAUUAGAUUUUACUAGAAAGACUAUAGCUGCAGGAAGUCAUAAUUCCCAAAAUAAAAGUAGCAUUUUGCCAAAACUUUCUAUGCAUCAAAAUUUACUUGCAGGUUCCUUUUCCAGAGCACUUGUUGGCUUCAUUACUAUGCCAAUUACUAUAAUUAAGGUUCGAUAUGAAUCUACAGUUUACCAAUAUUCUAGUCUGAUGGGUGCAGUUAAAAGCAUAUAUAAAACGGAAGGUCUCAACGGUUUUUUUAGAGGGUUUUAUGCAACUGCAUUGAGAGAUGCACCAUAUGCAGGAAUUUAUGUUCUGCUCUAUGAAAAGGCAAAAGAAACCUUACCGCGGAUAUUACCAAGUGCAAUUCUAGAAGUUGACCAUUCCAACAUACUGAAAACUUAUUCAUCUGCAAUCAUAAAUGUUACCGGCGCUGUAUUCGCGGCAUGUACGGGUUCAGCACUAACUGCACCAUUCGAUACCAUUAAAACUCGGAUGCAGCUAGAGCCAGAUAAAUUCUCAGGGUUUAUCCAGACUCUUCGUUAUAUCGUGACCAAGGAAAAGAUACGGGUAUUAUUCAGAGGUUUGGGCUUACGUUUGACCCGAAAAGCUUUAGGAGCAGGCAUUGGUUGGACCGUUUAUGAAGAAUUGAUUAAAACAUUAUGA
Eremothecium cymbalariae DBVPG#7215 is the source of this 885-nucleotide messenger RNA. It is a transcript of the gene HEM25, whose product is annotated as Hem25p. Gene Ontology annotation, biological process: glycine import into mitochondrion. The record is from RefSeq and is a predicted model, not a curated record. Bases 1 to 885 code for a protein of 294 amino acids. The transcript has a single exon. Gene Ontology annotation, molecular function: glycine transmembrane transporter activity. Gene Ontology annotation, cellular component: mitochondrial inner membrane; mitochondrion. NCBI's taxonomy places the organism in Eukaryota, Fungi, Ascomycota, Saccharomycetes, Saccharomycetales, Saccharomycetaceae.